AGCAUUCGUUGAGCCGCAUGAUUGUUUAGAACCUCUCGGUGACUCGGAGGCUUCUGCUCCGUAUACGACGUCGUUCGGUAGACUGGUUGCCUCUCCUUAAUCGAGAUCUCCGAAAGGAAGAGGAGAGAAAGGGGAAGGUAUGGCAGGAAGAUUGAGCGGCGUAGCGUCACGGAUCAUGGGCGGAAACGGCGUUAUCGCCCGAUCCGUCGGUUCUUCUAUUCGCCUACGAGCCGGAAUGGGCCUCCCCGUCGGCAAACACAUCGUCCCCGACAAGCCCCUUCCGGUUAACGACGAACUUGUCUGGGACAACGGCACCGCCUUCCCUGAACCUUGCGUUGAUCGGAUUGCUGAUACCGUCGGAAAGUAUGAAGCAUUGGGAUGGUUGUGUGGAGGUCUAGGGUUCUUUGCCACUCUGGGUCUGGCCGCUGUGUGGAACGACAAGGCUUCCAAGAUUCCAUUCACACCGAAAGUUUACCCGUAUGACAACCUGAGGGUUGAGCUGGGUGGAGAGCCUUAGAAGCAUCUCCCUCACAAUGAAGACUUGUGCUUUGAACAUAUAUAUAGACGAAGAAUAAAAGGGUCUUUCCUUUCCUUGUCAUCCCAUUUCCAAACUCUGUGUGCUCUUCUUUGUUUGUUUCUUCUGCCGCCGGUCUCAGAAGAGAAGAUACGUAUCGCACAUUGCUUCUGCAUCGUACUACUAUUACUAUGCAUUGGAUUCCCACAACUCACGAUUUGCUGCCGUGCUCCUAGAUCUAUGAGUUCGCUUCAGAUUUUUGUUUGCCCUAAGUUUCGGAAAUAAGCAUUUUUCUUUUAUAUUCUCCAAGUUUUCAGAAUUUUUUUUUCAGCGCCAUUUCUGAAAUGAAUUCAGUGGAUUAUUCUUUA
Tarenaya hassleriana is the source of this 882-nucleotide messenger RNA. Its product is annotated as NADH dehydrogenase [ubiquinone] 1 beta subcomplex subunit 8, mitochondrial. Bases 140 to 517 code for a protein of 125 amino acids. NCBI's taxonomy places the organism in Eukaryota, Viridiplantae, Streptophyta, Magnoliopsida, Brassicales, Cleomaceae. The record is from RefSeq and is a predicted model, not a curated record. The transcript is spliced from 4 exons.